Molecule: messenger RNA, 1827 nt
Organism: Hirundo rustica (Barn swallow)
Lineage: Eukaryota; Metazoa; Chordata; Aves; Passeriformes; Hirundinidae
Gene: ING2
Product: inhibitor of growth family member 2
Biological process (GO): positive regulation of DNA-templated transcription
Cellular component (GO): nucleus
Source: RefSeq, a predicted model, not a curated record
AUGGGAGCGCGCGCCUGGGGAAGGCGGGAGAAUGCGAACCCCUGGCAGCGCCGCCGGCCGCGCCUUAUAAGGGCAGGGCCUCGCGCAUGCGCGCCGCGGGCAGGGGCGGGGGCGCCGAGCGGGGGUUUUGCUCCGGCGGCGGCACCGCGGGAAGGGGCGCGCGACCCGCGGGACUCCGCGGAGGGGCGGCCGCACCCGCCCGGCCCGGCUCGGCUCGGCCCGCCCGGCCCGGCCCGGCGAGCGCUCACCGCCCCCCGGGCGCGGCCGCCCGAGAGCAACGGGGCGGCGGCAGGAGGAGGAGAAGGAGAAGGGAGAGGGGCCGCCGCAAGGACCCCGCUCCCGGUGCGGGCGGCGCGGCGGCGGCGGCGGAUGUGCUGCUGGCGUGGGGGGAUGAUGCUGGCGGGGCCACAGCUGGUGGCGGGGCCGGCGGCCCCGGGCGGGGAGCGGGCCCGGCUGCUCUCGCUCUACGUGCAGGACUAUCUGGAGUGCGUGGAGUCGCUGCCGCUGGACAUCCAGCGCAACGCCUCGCUGCUGCGGGAGAUGGACACGCAGUGCCAAGAAGCGUUAAAAGAAAUAGAUGAUGUCUAUGAAAAAUACAAGUCAGAAAAUGAUCCUGUUCAGAAGAAACGCUUGCAGCAGCAUCUUCAGCGUGCACUAAUCAACAGUCAAGAACUUGGAGAUGAAAAAAUUCAAAUAGUUACUCAGAUGCUAGAACUGGUAGAGAAUAGAGCCCGUCAAAUGGAAACACACUCUCAGUGUUUUCAAGAUCUGUCUGAGAAUGAGAAGCCUCUAGAAAAGGCCAAGAUGGAGUCCUGCCAGCCAGAGAGAUCCUCCCGGAGACCUCGUCGCCAGCGAACCAGCGAAAGCCGCGACCUGUGCCACAUAGCAAAUGGCAUUGAUGACUGCGAUGAUCAGCCACCUAAAGAGAAAAGAUCAAAAUCUUCCAAGAAGAAAAAACGCUCCAAAGCCAAACAGGAGAGAGAGGUUUCACCUGUAGAAUUUGCAAUUGAUCCCAAUGAACCAACUUACUGCUUAUGCAACCAAGUGUCUUAUGGCGAAAUGAUAGGAUGUGACAAUGAACAGUGCCCUAUUGAGUGGUUCCACUUUUCCUGUGUAGGACUCACGUACAAACCAAAGGGGAAAUGGUAUUGCCCCAAGUGCAGAGGAGACAAUGAGAAAACAAUGGACAAAUGUACUGACAAAUCAAAAAAGGAUAGGAGAUCGAGGUAGUGAAAACAAUUUACGUUUUAAAGAGUUGCUCCUUUUAUAUUAAAAUGUUUCAUUUCCAGAGAACAUUGUUUUAGGAAAUGCGUAAGACUAUGCAAUAAUUUUUAAUCUAUAAUAUUAAUGGAUUAUUAAAAGCUGUUACACCUUCUGUGAUCUUUAACUUUCUGCACUGAAUAACCAAAUAAUUGAAACAGGGUGGCUUCAGACCUUUCACGGAAGACCUUACAAGCAGAUCGCGCUUGGUUUCCAUUUAACCCCAUGAGUAUUUUAAAGAACCUUGUGAAAUAAUGGUGGUGGGAAAGAUACCGAAGAACUUCUCAUGUUGUAGUAAAGGGGGUUGAAAGGCCUCACAUCUCUGCUAGCAUCUUAACAACUUGAGUUUGUUCUUUAUCCCAGGUUUUACAUUUUCAGUUUUUGUGUUAACAUCAUGCAUUUGGAGUUAGGGGUUUUGAAUUCAGCUGUAACUGUAAAAGUCUUCCGAGCUAUGAGCAGACCUCUCCAGUGACUUUCAUAUGACCAGUAUGUUAUUGCAAGGAAGAAAAUACCACUAACCUAAACUUUACUUUUUGCCAACAUUAAACUCUUGUCUUUGUGACUAUA